Messenger RNA from Mesocestoides corti, 1974 nucleotides. The record is from the annotation of a GenBank genome assembly. NCBI's taxonomy places the organism in Eukaryota, Metazoa, Platyhelminthes, Cestoda, Cyclophyllidea, Mesocestoididae.
AUGCAUGUGCAGGUUGAUCCUGAUUCCCCUCGAUUUCCCCAACGAGGGACAGAUGCAAAGAUCAUCCGUCGUCUGUUGGGGUACAUUUGGCCGUCUGACAACCCUGCUAUCCGUUUCCGCGUUGCCACAGCUUUUGGAUUGUUGUUGGCUGCGAAGCUGGCGAACGUCGCCGUUCCUUUUAUCUUCAAGUACGGAAUUGACGUUCUCUCUGGAGAUUCACCAGUCCUUCUCUCCGAUUGCUCGCCCACCGCAAUGGCUGUCACGACUAUGUUAACAUACGGCGCCGUGCGAGCUUCAGCCUCCGGUUUAAACGAGUUACGGAAUGCUGUUUUUGCAAGAGCAGCACAUUCAUCCAUUCGAAAAGUUGGUGUGGCGGUAUUUGACCAUGUGCUUGCGCUUGACUUGGCCUACCACCUAGAUAGGAGAACUGGUGCGGUGGGGAAAGCGAUCGAUCGCGGUGCACGGGCCAUCCAGUUUGUUCUCAUUGCUCUCGUUUUCAAUCUUCUGCCGACAAUACUGGAAGUCGGAUUGGUAACGGCGAUUUUGUUCCAGAAGUAUGGUUUCGAGUGCAGUUCCAUCGCUCUCUCCUGCAUAGGCGUUUACACGGCGUUCACCUUGGCUGUGACACGUUGGCGGACUGAAUUUCGUCGCGAAAUGAACAAAGCCGAUGGCCUGGCCGGUAGUCACGCCACCGAUGCUAUGAUCAACUACGAAACCAUUAAAUACUUUGGGAACGAAAAGCACGAGGUCAGCAUCUACGAUGGUCUGCAGGGGCGAUUUGAGAAAGCCAGCAUAAAGACUGCCACGAGUCUGGCGGCGCUCAACUUCGGCCAGGUGGCCAUUUUCUCCGCGGGCCUGGCCGCGACCAUGGCCAUCGUCGCCGGCCAGAUCGACCCAGUCCCCAUCGAUGCGGUGAGUGCCCUGGCCUCCAAGGUGGCAGCCUCUGGACUCACCGUGGGUGACCUCGUCCUUGUCAAUGGCCUCCUUUUCCAACUCUCUGUCCCGCUCAACUUCCUCGGCAGCGUCUAUCGGGAGAUACGCCAAUCUCUUGUCGAUAUGACCACAAUGUUUAAGUUGAUGGAAAUCAAACCGAAAGUCCAGUCCCUUCCAGGUUCCCCCGAGUUGAAUGUCCGCAAAGAGACCGCCAGCAUUGAAUUUCGUGAUGUCUCCUUUUCCUACCAGAAGGAGCCCAACUCGCGUCGUAGUCUCUGCGACGGCCUUAAUUUCAAGGUGUUUCGAGUUGAUGCUGACCUGGCCUUUACUGCCGAGCGCUCCCCCACAUUUCAGAUCGAACCCGGACAAAAGGUCGCCGUUGUGGGCGAAAGCGGCAGCGGCAAGUCCACCAUCGUGCGGCUCCUCUACCGAUUCUACGAUGCCGACGCCGGUUCCAUCCUGAUUGCCGGGCAGGACAUCCGAAGCGUCGACUUGUUCAGCCUUCGCAAGGCCAUGGCUGUCGUUCCACAGGACACCGUUCUGUUUCACAACACCAUCUUCUACAAUCUAAAGUAUGGCAAUCUGCAGGCAAGUGACGAAGAGGUGUACGAGGCGGCCAGACUCGCUGACUUGGAUCAGGCCAUCCAGCGAAUGCCCCUUGGCUACGAAACACCUCUCUCCGGAGGGGAGAAGCAGAGGGUGGCUAUCGCCCGAGCCCUCCUGAAAAAGUCCCCAAUUCUGAUCUACGAUGAGGCCACCUCGUCUUUGGACACAAUCACGGAAUACACGAUUCUUCGACGCCUUGCCAAGGCAACUCCUGGUGUCACUUCCAUAGUGAUCGCGCACCGCCUUAGCACCAUUGUAGAUGCUGAUAGAAUACUUGUGCUUCGAGGAGGACGCGUUUUCGAAGAGGGCACCCACAAGAGCCUCCUCGCAACACCGAACUCCUACUAUUCACAGCUAUGGUACCAGCAGAUGACUGGCAAAUUAGGCGGAAUUCCCGACACCAACCCCCAAUCUGAAGGUUCUAAAUCCAAUUAG